CCCUUCUGUUUUCUCCCGGCAGCCCUGCAAUUGACCAUCGAGAGGUACUGUACAAUACAACAUACUUAACAACUCACCCAUGGCACCAAUCCACCUUCUCCAGAGUCGAGAUGACUCCAAUUGCCCCAACUCCAUCUCCGGCGGUGGCAUCGCAGGCAUUGUCUUGGGUACAAUGGCAGGGACCCUUCUACUGCUCUGGCUGUGGAAGUUAUGCGCAAUGAAUCAUGAAAUGGAAAGUGAGCCCGAUUAUGGCGAGACCAACUUGCCUACCAACCGCGCGCGCCAUUGUCACCGGCAGCGACGGAGCCCAUCAUACUACUAUGUCGAGAAACCGAGGAGCUCAGUGCGGAGACCGGCGAAAGUCUAUCUUAGUUGAGUGGGAGAAGGCGGGAAGCAGCGGAAAAGAAGAGGAGAUUUGCAAGUGAGGGGACGUUUUUCUGUUGGGAGUGAUAUCACCUAUAGCUUCAUGCCGUUAUGACCCUUAUAUAAUCAAAUUCCUGCAACGCCAACCAUCCGACCUAAAUCAUGAACUUUGUCAGUUGAUCUGCAAAGUUGUGGUGUUCUUGGUUCUUUUGCGCCUAGUGGGACGGUUCCGUUAUUUUCCAAAUUUAUCCUUCUUGGUCUUUAUAACUAUCUGCCUAUCUGGGCCGAGUGGGGAAUUUGGUACUGGAAAUUAGACGUUCGUGUCG
Molecule: messenger RNA, 689 nt
Organism: Aspergillus saccharolyticus JOP 1030-1
Lineage: Eukaryota; Fungi; Ascomycota; Eurotiomycetes; Eurotiales; Aspergillaceae
Exons: 2
Coding region: 80-376 (98 amino acids)
Source: RefSeq, a predicted model, not a curated record